AUGGUGGAUGUUGUACAAUGGAAUUUAGGACCUUUGCCUAGAAAAGAAAGAGUUUUUAGGGGCCAAGACCCUCUACAAAUGAAUUUUUCUGAUGAGCAUUUACGCCAAAGAUUUAGGUUUGGAAGGGAAAGCAUAGAGUUCAUUUCAGACUUGCUUAGAGAUGACCUACAAAGUGCAACUGCAAGGUGCACAGCACUGAGUGUUGAGGAGCAGGUUAUGAUGUCUCUUCGUUUUUUUGCCAGUGGUUCACAUCUUCACGUUAUAGGUGACACUAUGGGCCAUGACAAAACUACUGUGUCCCGGGUGUUAACUAAAUUUACUGAUGCAUUAAUUGCAAAGAGGGACCAGUUCAUCAAAUGGCCAUGUACGCCGGAUAAGUUGAGUGAAGCUAAAAAUGGUUUCUUUGAAAAAGCAGGCUUCCCCAAUGUUAUUGGCUGUGUAGAUGGAACACAUGUACGAAUUCAAGCACCCGCAGAUGAUGAACCAAUCUUUGUUAAUCGCAAAGGCUUUCACAGUGUGAAUGUGCAAGGGAUUUGUGACCAUAAUUGUAAGACAAAUUGUGAAAGAAAAAUCAAAUCAAAUCAUAAGAAUAUAAUAAGUACUUAUUUGGAUCAAAAACCAUCAAGAAUGGUCUAUGAAUUGUUGUUUAGAUAUAUAAUAAGUACAUUUAUAUCAUUCAUAUUUCAAAUUUUAGGUCUCUUUACAAAUGUAAGUGCAAACUGGCCAGGGUCAUGUCAUGACGCCCAUGUAUUUAAAACAUCUGCAGUUGGAAUUCAUCUGCAGAAUCAGUAUACCAGUAUCGAGCAAGGUGCUGUAUUAGGAGACAGUGGUUACCCAUGUCGUCCAUUUCUGCUAACACCAUUUAGGCAACCAAUAGAACAGAAAGAACAAAACUUUAAUAAAGCUCAUAUAUCAACAAGAUGCACAAUUGAGAGAACAUUUGGAAUUUGGAAACAAAGGUUUCGACUUCUAAAAACUGGUAUUAGAAUGAGACCAGACCGAGCAUGUAAAUUUAUUGUAGCGUGUGCGAUUCUACACAAUAUAGCCAUGAUGCUGAAAGAACCGAUUAUAGCUAAUGAUGAUAUUCCAGAGGAACAACCAAUGAUACAACCAUACAUUGGACAACAAGAUGGUCGAGGAAUAAGGAACCACUAUGCAACAAAUUUUUUCUUAUAAUAAAAAAAUUAGUUGAGAAUAAAUUUCAUACAAAUUUUGUUUUAAACUUUCCUUAUCAUGAUACUAGUAAUCACCAUUCAGUUGUACAUACAUAUACUGUAAAUUCUGAAAUUAUUGAAUGUAUUUAUUAAGGGGGACAGUCAUUGUCCUUUCUGGAAAUCUUUUAUGUGAUAAACAUGUUUUUAAAGUACACAGAACAGUAACAAUUAAAAAAUAACAACAUUAAAACAAAAAGCGUUUUUUUAAGAAUCUUCAAAACAAGAUGACAUGGCGGCAAGGUAUGCAACCUGAGAACCAGUAAGUGUUGGUGAAAUGUUAUCAUCUUCAUUCAAUUUUCUGAGCAGUUGUAUUUGAAGAGCAACCUUUUGUGACUGUUUUUUCUCCUUUUCUGUCU
Molecule: messenger RNA, 1570 nt
Organism: Mytilus trossulus (common blue mussel)
Lineage: Eukaryota; Metazoa; Mollusca; Bivalvia; Mytilida; Mytilidae
Product: putative nuclease HARBI1
Exons: 3
Coding region: 1-1176 (391 amino acids)
Source: RefSeq, a predicted model, not a curated record